Molecule: messenger RNA, 4649 nt
Organism: Sciurus carolinensis (gray squirrel)
Lineage: Eukaryota; Metazoa; Chordata; Mammalia; Rodentia; Sciuridae
Gene: Aqp2
Product: aquaporin 2
Exons: 4
Coding region: 87-902 (271 amino acids)
Biological process (GO): transmembrane transport
Cellular component (GO): plasma membrane; apical plasma membrane
Molecular function (GO): water channel activity
Source: RefSeq, a predicted model, not a curated record
AGAGAGAGAGAGAGAGAGAGAGAGAGAGAGAACCACAAGCCUUCUGGCCCCCAAGACGCAGGGCAGCCCACAGAAGGCUCCGCAGCAUGUGGGAGCUCCGAUCUGUAGCCUUCUCCAGGGCCGUGUUGGCAGAGUUCCUGGCCACACUCCUCUUUGUCUUCUUUGGCCUGGGCUCAGCCCUCAACUGGCCACAGGCCCCGCCCUCUGUGCUGCAGAUCGCCAUGGCCUUUGGCCUAGGCAUUGGUACCCUGGUACAGGCUCUGGGCCAUGUCAGUGGAGCCCACAUCAACCCUGCUGUGACUAUAGCCUUCCUGGUGGGCUGCCACGUCUCCUUCCUCCGAGCUGCCUUCUACAUGGCUGCCCAGCUGCUGGGUGCUGUGGCUGGGGCUGCUCUGCUCCAUGAGAUCACACCAGUGGAAAUCCGCGGGGACCUAGCUGUCAAUGCUCUCAACCACAACACAACAACUGGCCAGGCGGUGACCGUAGAGCUCUUCUUGACCCUGCAGCUGGUGCUCUGCAUCUUUGCCUCCACUGAUGAGCGCCAUGGAGACAAUCCAGGCAGUCCUGCUCUCUCCAUCGGUUUCUCUGUGGCACUGGGCCACCUCCUUGGGAUCUACUACACUGGCUGCUCCAUGAAUCCUGCACGUUCCCUGGCUCCAGCCAUCGUCACCGGCAAGUUUGAUGACCACUGGGUCUUCUGGAUCGGACCCCUGGUCGGUGCCAUCGUGGGCUCCCUUCUCUACAACUACUUACUCUUCCCCUCAGCCAAGAGCCUGUCGGAGCGGCUGGCGGUGCUGAAGGGCCUGGAGCCGGACACCGACUGGGAGGAGCGCGAGGUGCGGAGGCGGCAGUCCGUGGAGCUGCACUCUCCGCAGAGCUUGCCACGUGGUAGCAAGGCCUGAGCAAGGGACCUCUACAGCACCGUCUCCCCAACGGGGCCCCCAGCCCAUCUUGGAAGGCCCACCCUGUCCCUCUUACCAUAGCCCAUUGCAGAGUAGCUGCUUCCAGGCCAAGGGUACUUCCAGCACCAGUGAGCCCGCAGGAAGGAGCAGCAGUGGGUCAGGGAGUCAGGAGCCUGGUAGAUCCCCUCCCCUGAGGCUUCGAGCCACAGCUUCAACAGACCGGCAACUGGAGACUUGGGGACCUAGUGCUGGAGGAAGGAGGGGCAGGCGGGCCAGGGUGGAAAGCUCUGGAGAGCCUGUACCCAGGUCCUGGGUGAGGAGUGCACAAACCCAACCUUGGGGUUCUGGGAAUGGUACAUUCAGUUUUGCUAGUAUGCAAGUGUGUGUUCAUCCCGGAGUUUCUUGUCCUCAAGUGCAGAGUUUGCACGCUCCUGAGUGUGAACAGUAUGACUACAGUAGUACAAGUCUAUGCAGGACCAGGGACAUCUUGCUUUUCCUUGACCCUCUCCUCCCACACCUGCAAUAAAUCCACUUCCUCUGCAGCGGAUGAGUCCUCCCUACCAGUCAUCCCAGAAGAAGGGGAAAGGUGGGCCCUGAUUUCCAUGCCUUCCCUUUCCCCUUCAAGAAAAUUCCCCCAAGUUGCUGGGCUGGGCCUCAAGAUUUGGCAUGACUUGUUGCUGGAGGGCAGAGAAGUGUCAACGAGAGAACAGCUCCUUUAGAAAUGGCCUCUGGAAAAAGAAGGAUUGAGUGGUCAAAGAUUUCCUUCUGUCCUGAGGGAGGAAUCUUCAAAGAGGGAAGCAGUUAUGUGUGUGCACACCUGUGCGUGUGUCUGUACACAACCCUCAUCCCCAUGGGGGCCCCAGACUCAGAGAUUAGCCUUGCACUUGGUUAGAGGAAACAAAAGUCCUUUGUGGGCCCCCGGCCUUUGUCGUGGAGAGGGGAGAUUUGCAACUAGACACUUCUUGAAAGGAGACACUCAGUUUCGCAAGUAAGCCCUCUCGCCCAGCACACACCUAUAGCUGGCUGGGCAAGGCACUCAGGCAUACAACCACUGGCACCAGGCAGCACCCCCCUGUCACCUGCCGUCCUCACCAGGCAGCACUCCUCCCCCCAGGACUCUCUGUUCCCUCUCCUCUGUUUCCUCUGCUGGCUGUGCUCCACCCACUUCUGGCACCCACCACAGGACGGUUAUCAUUGUGGACAGGGCUACUCUCAGGACCAGAAAAGGGAAAUGAUUUGCCCAGGCAGAGGCAGGUCUGAGUCUAGAAUUCAGGCUUCUAAAUUUCCAAACCAGAGCAAUGUUUCUCAAAUGUGAUUAACUGGGAUUAAGUGAGAUGAUGCAUGUAAAGAUGCUGUGUGAACUGUAAUUCUUAAUACCAUUAUCACGCGUUAUUAGGUUCAUUUUCAUUAUUUCUGCUUCCUAGGGUGAGAGGAGUAUGCAGAGGGACCUGACCCUCAGCCUCCUUUAUUUCCUUCAUUUGGUGGUCAAAGCAAAAGAGAAGAGAGGUGUAGGAGCCCCAAGGUCCAGGCAGAAGAAGAUGGGGCUGGCUCCAUCCUGGUCUAGCCUCUGAACUUCUCCUUACCCUGAGCACAGACUGGCAGCUGUCCCACUUCCUUCCUGCCACUGUCCAGCCCAUCCGUCCCCUCCCUCCCGCCUCCCUCUCCAGUCUGCUGCAUAACUAACCCAGGGAAUCACACAUACAGCCCCCUUUCCAUGUUCUCUGUCGCCCCCAAGCUUUCAAGGCUUUUGUCUGUGUCUGUCCCACACUGUACCAAGCUCCCUCUGGGCACCAGGCAGGGAGUCUAUCACGCCCCCUCCAGUCCCUUCACAGAUGCGCCCCUUCUCUUCUAGGCUCUUUCUUGUCUUCCUUGACCAGAGCUCUCAUUGCAGUCAGAAAAAGACUGCCCUGUGUCAUAGAUGCUGUGGAAAGGACCCUCCCAAACCCCCACAGCUGGUGACAGCAACUUGCCCUCACUGCUGGGGGAGGGGUAGAGUCAGAGACCACACUGACCUCUGGAACUGUCCUCCUGGCAGCUUGUGUCCUUACUCUGGAAGUUCAAAGGCAGUGAGGUACCUUAUCCCCACCCUGCUUCACCCCACCAAAACCCUCUAGAAGGUGCCAAGAAUUUCUCUGUGCCACUUCCCGCAUUUCAUCUCCCCAAAAACUAAAUGUGAGGUCCCCACCACUUGUAGCCCCAUAAUAUUAAGGUCAAAGGUCAAAGCAGGAUUCUAUGUGAUAAGAGUGGAAGGGACAUUGACAGUUACUAAGCAUCUCUGUUCAGCAAACACUAUGCUGGCCGACUCACAUGCAUUAGUUCAUCUAAUCCCAAAACUUCAGACAGGUUCUGGAAGGACAAGGUCCCCAGCCCCAUGCAAUCUUUAACUAUUUUCAAAGCACUCCCCUUAGAAUCUCUGUAAUUACCUCCCAAUCCUGUGACAUAAGCAGAGUAAAUACUGUUCCCCCCAUCUUAUAGAUUCAGAAUCUGAGGUUGAGACCUGCCUAAAGUCACAUAGUUAGAAUACAGUGGAGUCAAGGCUUGAACUCUGGUAUUAUUAUACAAAGUCCCAUGAUCUUUUCACUUUGGCUAGUCCUAGGGUCCUCCUGGGAGCCCUGGCAGAAACUAGAACAUUCAGCUAGGCCUGUCCAGUCCACAGUCUUGUGGUAGACACAGACCCUUGGAGAGAGUGGUAGCAGGGUAGGGAGGAAAUGACAAAGAACAUGAAGCUAGUUUCUGCCCUUGAAGAGUACCCAGUCAGGAAGGUGGAGAUCAGCUACACCCAAAGUAAACAGAGGCCAGGCAGUAGAUGGACAGACUUCCAGUUAGGGACAGAGAAAGCUCUAAGUUGAGAGGAGGAGGCGGCUGACCACUGGGUCCCAGCAGCAUCCAUUCCCACAUUUCCAUUUUGUGUCAAAUGAUUUUGUGCCAGCAAAAGUUGCUUGGAUUUUUUUUUUUUUAAUCUUUAAGCUGUGAUUCUGUGUGUGUGUGUGUGUGUGUGUGUGUGUGUAUAUAUAUAUAUAUAUAUAUAUAUGUAAUGCCUCCCCUCUAGAUUGUAAACCCUUUGUGGAUAGGCCUCCUUCCAGUUCUUAGUUGGUACUCUCCUAUCUUGCCUAUGGGUCUUAUCUAACACAGUGCUCUCUGCUUACAGGAAGCACUCAAUAAAUGCUCACUUGUCAAUAAGUGCUGUUUCUUCCACAACUUGGACAUGGUCAAUACAGUCCAGGUGCCAGACGACAGGUUAGGUUCCCUACCAUUUCCACCCAGCUUUUAGUUUCUCCCAAGGAAUCCAAAGGACAGGAGGGAAAGGGGCUUUCCCUGAGAGAUUCCAGUCAGUGCCCCCUGCCACAGUAAUGAGACCUGCCACAGGGGGGGGACACAUUCCUCUGGGGCUGGCAGGACAGGACCUAAAGUACUCAGCACAAACUCAAUUUCAGGACAUAAGAGCUCCAGUAGUUUCUUGUAACAACUUGGGGAUAGAGUGACCCUGAUGUUAGAGAGAUGGAAGGACCUCAGGUACAGGUCUAAGAAACAGAAUCAGCUGCCUCUCGUGAGUAAACUUGACCUCCCUUAGACUCACCAGGUCCACUCCUGGUGACAAAGUCUGUGUGGCAACCUGUGGUUCCCAUCUCAGGUCACUGCGUGAUCCUGGGUAAGUAACCUCUGAGUCUAGGUUUCUUCACAAAGUAGCUUGGAAUUAAAUCACACAGUAGAGGUCAAUGAUAAUGUAUAAUUUUAUAGACUAUAUUC